AUCUGUGCUUUUAACGAUCUAUGUUCUGACUCACUGAAUUGUUGAUAUCUAUUCUAUAACACUUUCAUAACAAGAGUAUAAUGUCAUUAAUUCUACACACCUUAUAUUCCAUAUUACAGUUCAGAAGACAUUUGUUUCAAAUACUUUUUUUCAAAAAGUGUUUUGAUUUUUUGAAUGUGGAUUAUCCCAACAUGAUGGGUAUGUAGGGAGUGGGCAGGAAAGUCGUGUUCAGAUUCUGAGCUCUUAAAGAAUAGUUUUAAUCCACCCUAGGUUGAAAGAGAUAGAAUUCUCUCGGUUUUUUUUAAAUGACCUUGCAUGAAAUACUUAGUAGUCUAGCCUCAAUCACACAUUUUCAUUUACCUGUUCAUUCAUUUAAAUAUUUGUUGGGUACUUACAUGUAAGCACUGUAUUAGACCCCAGUAACAGGCUAGUAAUGCUCCCUAUCCUCAAGGAGUUAGUUAGUUCAUAGUUUAAUAGAGAACACAUGUAAAGAAAAAAAUUGCGGUGUAAUUGAUCUGUCUGUGCCUCAGUUUCCUUCUCUGUAAAACACUGGCAUAGUAUGUAUACUCACCCCAUGGUGUUGAGAAGAUUAAAUGGAUUAAUAAUAUUAAAAUGCUUAGAACAGAGCUUUGCCCUGUCAGCUACUGUUAUCAAUAACUAAUGUGAUACGUCUAUAACAGAAGUGUUGUACAAGGUAGAGUGGAGUGUCAGCAGCCCUAUUUUGAGGAGGUUGGAAUAGGCUUUACAGAAGCCCUGGAUCUUGAAGGAUCAGGAGGAGUUUUUUGGAUAUUGUAAAGGAAUGCAAGAAAGUACAUUGCAGGCAGAGGGAAAAUUGCAUGAAAACAUAGGCAGAUAUGAACCGGGCUAGUACAUUCAGGAAACAGAAUAGACCAGAAUGGUUGGAAUGCAUGACACAAAGUGGGGAGGAGGUUGGAGUGGGGGACAUGUAAUGGGUGGUGUCAAUGUAGAAACUAGAUUAGGAACAGUGCCUUCACAUCAGUCUCGUCUAAAAGCUAUGAGUUGGUUCAGCUCCCAAAGCGCCUGUUGUGAGCCAGGCACCAUGCUAAACUAAAUCCAAGAGAUACAAAGGUGUCAGGCCUGCUACGUGGUAUCUCUGUUGAGCAACUAAAAAUCCUCAGUUAACAGCUCUGUGCUGAUAUAAAAAACCCCUGCCACAGACCCUGGAAGUGGGUGGGUGAGAGCUAAGAUUGAAACCCAAGAGGGAAUCCUGAGAUAAGGGAAUUAAAGAAAUGGAUUGCCAGCAUCUGAUACCCUGUGCAUUCUGAAGCAGACAGGAACGUUUGCUUCAGGGAAGUGAAUGCAUAAAAAUACAACCAACUGACAUCCAGCCUGACAUAUUCAGCUAUUUGUUGCACAUUAUGUACACGGGGAAAGGGCCAAAACAGAUUGUGGAUCACAGUCGUUUGGAGGAAGGGAUUCGAUUUCUUCACGCCGACUACCUUUCUCACAUUGCGACUGAAAUGAAUCAAGCGUUCUCACCAGAGACUGUGCAGUCCUCAAAUUUGUAUGGCAUUCAGAUCUCAACGACCCAAAAGACAACUGUCAAGCCCGGGCUGGAGGUCAAGGAAGCUCCUUCCAGUAACAGUGGCAACAGAGCUGCUGUCCAGGGUGACCACCGCCAGUUGCAGCUCUCUCUGGCUAUCGGGCUGGAUGACGGCACUGCAGAACAGCAGAGGGCCCGUCCUGCCGCCCAGGCCUUGGAGGGGCGCCAGGAGCCCCCAGUGUCCAUCAAGCAGGAGACAUAUGACCCAGAGUCUGCGCUCUCCCAGAGCCACCCCUCACCCUCAUCUGAGGUGACAGGCCCCACUUUCACCGAAAGCAGCAUCAAAACACACUUGUGCCAUUACUGUGGGGAACGUUUUGAUUCCCGUAGUAACCUACGGCAACAUCUCCAUACCCAUGUGUCUGGAUCCCUCCCAUUUGGUGUCCCUGCUUCCAUUCUGGAAAGCAAUGACCUUGGUGAAGUGCAUCCACUUAAUGAAAAUAGUGAGGCCCUUGAAUGCCGCAGGCUCAGCUCCUUCAUUGUCACAGAGAAUGAGCAGCAGCGUGACCACUCAAACCAGAGUGCCACAGAGCCUCUGCAGAUCAGUCAAGUGGCUUUGAUCUCCAAAGACACAGAGCCAGUAGAAUUAAACUGUAAUUUUUCUUUCUCAAGGAAAAGAAAAAUCAGCUGUUCCAUCUGUGGUCAUAAAUUUCUCCGAAAAAGCCAGUUGCUAGAACACAUGUAUACACACAAAGGUAAAUCUUACAGAUAUAACCGAUGCCAAAGGUUUGGCAAUGCGUUAGCCCAGAGAUUUCAGCCAUAUUGUGACAGUUGGUCUGAUGUCCCCCUGAAAAGUUCUCGCUUGUCACAAGAGCAGUUAGAUUCACCUUGUGCCUUAGAGUCAGAGCUCACGCAAGAAAAUGCAGACACUAUCCUUGUGGAGUAGCAGUUUCUCCUUCAUGAAGUUUAUACCCAUUUGGAAAAAGAAAAUUCACAUGCAUUUUUAUUCAUGAAUUAUUUUCCUCCUCCACUUCUAUUAACUUUUUUUCUUUACCAUUGAUUCACAGUUUUAAGGUUGUAUAUAUGAGGUCUUCUUAUUGUAAGAUAUACAUAUGGCUAUUAAAAUGUAGCCUUCAAGUAGAGCUAUGAACAUUUGUAAAUCAUAAUUUAGAAAUCAGAAAUCAAUGUAGGAACCAUGGAACUUUAAAUAUUUAUAGAAUUUCUAAGUUGUAGUGAAUCAGUAAAACCAAACUGAAAAUGAAAUAAAUGAAAUAUUUUUUAAAGAACA
Messenger RNA from Leptonychotes weddellii (Weddell seal), 2792 nucleotides. NCBI's taxonomy places the organism in Eukaryota, Metazoa, Chordata, Mammalia, Carnivora, Phocidae. The record is from RefSeq and is a predicted model, not a curated record.